This is a messenger RNA of Sapajus apella (tufted capuchin), 1393 nucleotides long. RefSeq names its product proline rich 29 (gene PRR29). The record is from RefSeq and is a predicted model, not a curated record. The transcript is spliced from 5 exons. Lineage: Eukaryota; Metazoa; Chordata; Mammalia; Primates; Cebidae. The coding region runs from base 21 to 755 and encodes 244 amino acids.
UAAGGCAACCGACACCAGCCAUGGCCUCUGGGGCGGGCAGGAGCUGGGGUCGCUCCCCACCGCAGAGCGCAGCCGCGACGCCCUGGGUCACCGUCCUGCAGCCCCUCUCAUGGGCCGUCCCACCUGCGCCCCUGCAGCCAGGCCGUGUGAAGGAAGACCUGCUGGAGCUGAUGAUGCUGCAGAACGCGCAGAUGCACCAGCUGCUGCUGAGUCGCCUGGUGGCCGGGGCGCUGCAGCCCGGGCCCGCCUCGCCCUGCCCUCAGGUCUACCUGGAGGUUCCGCAGGAAGAGCCUGAGGAGGAGGAGGAGAUGGACACGCAAGAGAAAGGGCCUUUGGUGUUUCACCACCACUACCUGUCCUACCCGAUGCCCUCCCCGAGUGCCCUGCUGCCCUGGCCGGCCCCCUUCUUCCCGGCCCCCUUCUUCCCCACUCCCGCGUGUCAGCCCCACUUGCAGGAUGCGCCCAGGAUUCAGCACUGGCCUCCUGCCUCCAGGGAAAGGGAGGCGAGGGCUGUGCCCCCACCCCCACCCCCCAGUGCCACAGGGACUGUGGGCGCUGAUGUACCGCCGGCUUCAGGUAGGCUGGGGUUGGGGGCAGCGGGGCCCAGGCCUGGGAGUGAAUCAGGAGGCCAGGAGGGCCCGGGUGCCCUCCAGCCGGGGUUGGGGGUUUCCUACCAUCACUGCUGCGGGCAACUGGCCUGUCCCCCUCCCUUUUCCUCUUUGGGGUCCACUGAGGCAGGAAGGAGUCAAGAUUAGGCUGCUGUUUCCCCAGACUACUAUGAUGCCGAGAGCCUCCUGUGAGGACAGACGCUGGCCCGGAGACCUGCACCAGCUUCGCGCUCCGUGGGCGCGAUACAGCCGUGGGCCCCUCCUGCACCUCCCUCUCCUCCUCUGUGCCCAUGGCUGGCGGUCCUUCUCAUUCCCUCAGCCUCAGCCAGGCCCUCUUCUCCUGGGGAAUCAGUCCCUGCUCCACCCCCAGGAGUCGCUGGAUGGGCCUGAUCUGUGCCAUGGUGUCAGAGCUCAGGCAGCACCCAGGCCCUUGAAGCCACAGCAGCUGCCUCUGCCUCACCGCUUCCCGCCUGGAGCAGGGGGAGGCCUGGGAACACAGCCCCCGCCCUCUCUCCCUCACCCCUCUCUCUGGGAUGAUGAAGUCUCCUUCCAGCCUAGUAAUAGAGCCAGACGGGAGUGGGGGUUGCUUCUGUUUUCCACAGCUUUGAAGGCCCCUUGGAGGUGGCUGGAGGGGCCCAGAGUAGUGGGGGAGACCUGGGCCCCCACCCCUCGCCCCAGGAAGCGGUUCUGUUGGCAGAAAGGAGAGGUCAGAACUUUGUCCUGCUGUGGCCAGAGGUCUCCUGGGGCCAGAACACAGUGUCCUCUGCCUGCCGGGCCAGGGUGUU